Fulvia fulva is the source of this 855-nucleotide messenger RNA. RefSeq lists its product as uncharacterized. Gene Ontology annotation, cellular component: membrane. The record is from RefSeq and is a predicted model, not a curated record. Bases 1 to 855 code for a protein of 284 amino acids. The transcript is spliced from 2 exons. NCBI's taxonomy places the organism in Eukaryota, Fungi, Ascomycota, Dothideomycetes, Mycosphaerellales, Mycosphaerellaceae.
AUGUUGGUCACUCGCCAAGAUGACACAGUCCUGGCCGACUUCGAGUACUACAAGUACACCCCAUCAAUGGCCGGCGCUGUUGUCUUCGUCAUCCUCUUCGUCAUCACAUCCGUCCUCCACCUCUGGCAGAUGUUCCGGACAAGAACCUGGUUCAUGAUUCCAUUCUGCAUCGGUGGUGUCAUGGAAGUGAUCGGCUACAUCGGUCGUGCUGCAUCUUCACAGGAGACUCCCGACUGGACCCUCGGCCCAUACAUUAUCCAGAGUAUCUUCCUCCUCGUUGCACCGGCACUCUUCGCGGCGUCGAUUUACAUGGAACUGGCGCGGAUUGUCUUGAUGGUUGAGGCGGAUCAUGCGCUGUUCAUUCGGAGAAAGUGGUUGACCACCAUCUUUGUUUGUGGAGAUGUGUUGUCUUUCUUGAUGCAGUCUUCUGGUGGUGGCCUCAUGGCAAGCGGCAACAGCGAUUCUGUCAACAAGGGCGAGAGCAUCAUCAUGGGCGGUCUAGCCGUCCAGCUGAUCUUCUUCUUCCUCUUCAUCGUCGCCGGAGCAGUCUUCCACGCCCGUGUGCGCAAGUCGCCCACCGCGAAGUGUGCUCGUUACCCCUGGCAGAAGCACAUGGUCAGCCUCUACCUGGUCAGCGUACUGAUCUUUGUGCGAUGCUUGGUUCGUCUGAUCGAGUACGGCCAAGGCUUCGAUGGUUACAUCAUCAGCCACGAAAUCUACCUCUUCAUCUUCGACGCUCUACUCAUGUGGCUGGCCAUGGUCGUCAUGAACUGGGUCCACCCUUCGGAGGUUGCAGCGUUGAUUCGUGGGUACGGCAAGAUGAGUGACAAGGUCAUUGGUACCAAAGAUGUGUAA